Dermacentor silvarum is the source of this 2443-nucleotide messenger RNA. RefSeq lists its product as uncharacterized. The coding region runs from base 1287 to 1964 and encodes 225 amino acids. NCBI's taxonomy places the organism in Eukaryota, Metazoa, Arthropoda, Arachnida, Ixodida, Ixodidae. The record is from RefSeq and is a predicted model, not a curated record. The transcript has 2 exons.
GCACAGGCGUCGUCUUUGAAUGUCCGUUUUCUCUGGUAGGAGCUGAUAAAAAAGCGCAGUCUUGUCUGCAUUAAAAAUGUCUACCAGUUGAUAUUCACCGAGAUACUUGUGAAGUUUUUCUGCUUUCCAUGUAGCGCAUGUUUCCUGGUUGACUGACGCUUUCUCUCCACACAUGUUGUUAAAAAUCGGGUCAUGGUGAUGUUUGAAGCAUGUCAGCCAUCCAUCCGAAGAAACGAAGUCGUUGAUCCCCAACAUUGCUACAAGUGAUAAGGCUUUCGCCGCAACGAUUUCACCACUCAGAGGAAGUUUCUUGCUUCCUGCUCUGAUCCAAAGCAGCAGCGCCUUCUCUAACUCCGAGUAGGCGCUUGCGCACAUUCGCUUUCGUGACAUCUUGAAUUUGUCAUUCUCAAAAGCAUCCAAUAUCGAGCACUUAUUCUUGAUAAAAUUUGAUAGUGUGUUAAGCUUAAUGCUGCACUACUGUGCAAUGUCUUGCUUGGCAGAGCCUCCCUUGCCAACUUCUUUAUACCUGUGUCACACGGGCACAUUUGGAAGGCCUUCCAGUUGAUGGCCUUCAAAACGACACAACUCUAUCAACUCAAGGAGUUGUCGCGCUGCUACACGGAAAUUAAAAGGCCGUUGAGUGGUUCAGGCGUUUCUUGCAAAAUUGUGUGGCGCUGCAGAUCUUUAUUUUCGUUUUCUUGUCACCAAAAGUUAAACAACAUUAAAACCACUUAAGAGCACUAUAAUUUCUUUUCUUUGUUUAUACUAUAAACAAAAAUUGUUUAUACAUUGCCAUACAUAUAUGUUUAGUUUUUAAGUUGUUGAGUAGCGGAACUGUGGCAACGUUUGCGGUCGUUCGAUGCGGCUGCCAUUUUGGUGUGUGUUUACAUGUUUCAAACUUCAAAGUGCGCUGUGACUGCACUCUUGCUCUGCUGUUGUGGGUGACAGAGAGACAGAGCUGCAGGAUGACAAGGCUGCUAUGAUAUUCUAUAUGGCUGCGAUCAUGCAGCUUGAUGCUGGGAUUGAGGCGGCGAAAGCGGAAGCCGACGCCAUCAAGGAAGAGCUGCUGAUCGUCAACAAUUUGAUGAUGACAAUAGACUCGGUGACCGAACAAAGCAUGUGCAGAGAUAGAUGGUCGUUCUCUCGCCGGACAAGGUGGUUUGAGGAGACUGUGCAAUGCAUUGCUUGGUGAGAAGUUUUUCAAGCGUGCAUUCCGUGUAACGCCGGCGACUUUUUGCUACACCGUGGACGCCGUGAGACCGCUGCUCGAGCGUCAGAACACGAACAUGCGUGAAGCCAUCGCACUCAAUAAACGUGUCGUGAUUGGCUUGUACCAGUUGUGUUCCUCAGCCGAAGACCGUAGUGUCGCCGAAUUGUUCGCUGUGGGACGCUCGACCGUCAACGUGGCCUACAGAGAGUUGUGCGAGGCCAUUAUCCACACUAUGGAGGCUGAGUGGAUCAAGAUGGCCACAGCUUCGAGCAUGGCCGAGCACAUUCACAAGUGCACGACCACAUUGGAGUUCCCACAAGCAAUGGGAUCACUAGACGGGUGCCAUUUCCCCGUUUCACCGCCCAAGGAGAGCGCCACCGACUACAGGAACUAUAAAGAAUGGUACAGCAUCAUCCUCUUCGCACUGGUCGAGCACAAGUAUAGAUUCCGAUACAUCAAUGUGGGUUCCCUUAGCCGCUGCCACGAUGCAUAUGUAUACCACCGAUCAAGACUAGCAGACACAGUCCAGGGCCCCCUGUUCCGCCGACCACUAGUAACAAUCAGUGGUACAGCUGUGCCACUCUUAAUACUAUGCGACCAAGCCUUUCCGCUCACUGUAAACCUGAUCAAGCCAUUCAGCCACAGGGCAGAGUUAAGCGACGAACAAAGGUUAUUUAAUUACAACCUUUCCAAAGCUCGAUGGAUGUGGCGAAUGCCUUUGGUAGGCUCAAGGCAAAAUUUCUCUUUAUCUUGAAAAGGAUGGAUGUGCGACAUCGACAAUGCCCGCCCUGUCAUUCAUGCCUGCUGUGUUCUGAGCAAUUUCUGAACAAUUUGUGAGCAUUUUGGCGACACUGUGCUCCAACACUGGUUGGUCGAGGUUCAGAACAAUGGCGGUGGCCUCCAUCAACCUGACCACAACACAGAUGUUGAGGAAGGGACAGACUGUGAUGUGAGAGCAGCUCUUGUCAGGCACUUCCAGCAGAGCUGAGAAUUUUAUGCUGAAGUUUUGUGGAUGUUCACGGUUUGUUAGGUCAAUGAGUCCACUGUCAUCAUCAAAUACUUGUGCGCCUAGGAGCAGUUAAUUUCUGCUAAGCGCACAAGUAUGUUUUUUUGCACUGAAAAGAGUGAUUUAGCACACACAUUGAAGAAAGUAUUCUGUACAAAACCCACAAGAUGGGCUAAGUAAGUAAGAAAUGGAAAAUGAGGCAUCCAUACAAUCACAGAAAAUUGCUA